AUGGCGCCGGUGGUCGUCAACAGGCUGAGGUCCCGGGCGCUGGGCCCCGGCGUCUUCAGUGUCUCCUCUUCGCCGCCUGCGGCAGGGCUUGCGUCUGGAGCGCCGCGGAGCUGCCAGCUGCCUCUCUUGUCCGCCCGGCGGCACGAGUCUUCCACCGCGAAAAAGCCGUUGAAAAAGAGUGACACACAGACCGACGCGUCGCUCCAGAUGCCGCUGCUGACCAGUGCAGUCUUCGCGAGGCAGCCGGCGCGCAUGCGCUGGCACGCGCCGCGCGUUCUCUGGCGGGACCCUCCCGCCCCGCCCCCCGCGAACGAGAGGAGACGCCCCGGCCGCGAGGCGCGGGGCUCCGGCGAGGCAGAGCUCGCUGCCUCGAGCCCUGUUCGCCCUCCGUCUUCUGCGCGUCCGCAAGCUUCUCUCUCCUCUGCUGGGUCCUCUGGUCCUGUUUACGGAGCCUCUCUUGGGCAAGCGACGGGGGCGUGGCGCCGCGAGGGGAGGAGGAGCCGAGACCUGGAAGUCCUCCACGACGAGGAAGGCGAGAGGCAAGAGGCGAGGAAGAACAGGGAGAAAUCGUGGGAUAGCACCCCGGCAGCGAGAAGGGGAGACCGCUCGGGCGGGAGGGAACCCGAAAAAAAUGUGCGUUCUGUCACCUCGUCUCUUUGUCGAGAGGCCGCGCGCCAUGCUUCAACCGGAGACACCUCUCUCUUCCUCACAACGCUCUCUGCCGCCGCGCAAAGCGCAGAGCGCCCCAUUGAGGUCUCGCAAACGCUCCACGUCCUCGCAAGCGCUUUCAGUUCGAAGAAGGGCAAACGGGCGUGUGUGUCUUCUUUCUCUUCUGUCCCUCUCGGUCCUCGGGAUCCGUCAGUUGCUGCGGAGAGUGGGUGCACGGCGGGGCGAGCGAGAGAAGAAGGAAGCACCAAAGAAGGCGAGCUUCCUGGGGAAGUCGCAGGGAUUCUCCGCCUCCUGACCGAGAAGGCAACUCAGCGCCUCGACCUCAUGGAGCCGAAAUCUGUCUGCAUCGUCGCUUCGUCGUUUACGCUGCUGCGGCGCUAUCCGCCGCCGGAUCUCGCUGCCGGGUUGGUGCGGAGUUUUUCGAGUUUUCUCCCUUUUUCUGCGAACGGCCACGAUCUGACGUGUGUCGCGUCCUUCUUGGCGACCUUCCCGCUUCAGAUCUGCGAGACCAUCGACACGGUCAACGCCGCUCAAGCGUCUCUGCUCUCUCUGUCUCCUGCUCCGUCUCCUGCGCCGUCUCCUGCUCCGUCUCCUGCGCCGUCUGCUGUCUCGACUUUCGCUGCCCCCCCUGCCUCCGCGGCGACAAGCCUCGCGUCUCCUCCCCACUGUCUUUCUUCUUUGCCGUCGGUCCUGCCGCCCUAUCCUGCCCUGUGGGCGCAGCUGCUGAGGCGUCUUCCGCACGAGCUCGCCUCGCUCUCGUCCAUCGCCGUCGCAGGCAUCUUGCACGCGUCCGCUUCGUUGUCUCUGCGUCUGUCUGCUUCUUCCUCCGCCCCUCUCGUGCCCGAGGAGGAGGCGGGGGGUCUCGCGGCGCCGCCGUGGCCUGCGCUGCUGGAGCCCCAGCGCGUCCUGCACCGAGCGAUCGUUCUGCGCCUUGCGGAGCCGCCGAGUUCGGCGCGCGCGUCCCCGCCGCGCCCGGCGGCCGCGCCAGAAGACGCGCCGCCCGCCAGUCUCUCGCCGCUCGCGCCGCACUGGGGCAUUCUCCAGGCGCAGGAUUGCGUUCUCUCUCUCCACGGGAUCGAGGGCUCUCCGCGCGACCCCCGCCACAGGGCGCGUGGCGACCGGCAGACGCGAGACGCGGCUGUCGACAGCUGCGCGCCCGCCGUAGCAGCUUGCGGCUCAGAGGCCUCCGCAGUCUGCAGCGGAUGUCCCCCGUCUGCUUCGCGGCCUGCAGCGGUGCAGUGGCUGUCACGGCUGCUUGGCCUUGUGCAGGAGCAGCUGCUGAGGCGCCUGCCGCAGAUUCUGGGAACAGCGAAGCCGAAGCAGAUUUCAAACAUUGCUCACGAUCUCCAGUGCCUCGGCUUGCUCGCCCCCCGCCACGCGGCGGCCUCCGCGCCGCCCUUCGUUCCUUCCUCUCCAUCCUCCUCUCCUUCAUCGACCUCUGCGCUCUCCUUUGCGUCUCCUGCGUCUGCGUAUUCUUCUUCUGCGCUGCCUGCGUGGCUCUACGCUCCGCCGCCUGCGUCGGGCCUGACGCUUCUCGACCAGCUGCUGGACGCUGCGACGGCUCAUCUCGCCGAUUUUUCUUGCCGAGACUUCGCAGUCUUCCUCUCGGCAGUGAGUCGCGAGACCGACGCGCUGCGGAGUGCGCAGGAGCUGCACUUCCUGAGGGCGAAGGAGAGACUGAGUGCGGCGGACGCUGCAGCCAGUGCGAGAACGGUGGCGGGUGCCGGCGGCUCCCUGCAGGGCGAGUCAGAGCCCGAGCACGCCGCUCUCGCCUCCUCUCUCACUCUCUCGCUGCGCCGCCUGGAUGGGUCGGGGGUGCUUGGCACUGCGCUUCUCGCGGUGCUGCCGCGGGCGACUGGGAAGGACCUGCGGGCGCUGCUCUCUGCGCUGCCGCGCAUCUGGGGCUUUCGAGAUCGGCACCUCGCGCUUCAGCUCAAACUCGCGUCCGCGUCUCCGGCUACCGCUCUGCCAGCCCCCGCGCUCGCCCAGGAGGGGCUAGCAGGGGACCUGCCACGCUCCGCUGGACGCCAAGGCCUAGCGCCGGCGCGGGAGCGGAAGUCGAGCUGGCUGACGAGGGGGACGGGCGGAGACCCGCUUCGCACCGGCGCGUUUGCCGGGGACGCUCUCUCCAGUCGCCAGCGGAAACAGGAGCAAGCGAUCCUCUACAGUCUCCUCCAGAACCUGCACGCCGGACGCCGCGUCCAGGAUUUGGAACCCAAAGAGCUCGCGGCGCUCGCCCUCGACGUCGCCCGUCUCAGGCCCUUCGCUGCGGAGACUAGAGGCGCGACCGCGGUCGACGACAAACAGAGCCUCGUGGAGGAGACUCUCGUCGCGAUAUGCGCCGCUCUGAAAGACCGGCUGGUCGUCUUUCAUGGCUUGCGGCUCCCUGCAGCAGAAGGCGCAAAUCGCGUCGGCGGAAACAGCGCGAACGGCGGCGAGCUCGCAGCUUGCCCAAGCGAAAGAGAAAGCCUGCUGAGAGAGCUGCGAGAAUCCGAAAUCACCGGCAGAAAGGGUCCCUGCCUUGGCGCGCAGGCGAUGACUGCACUGUUAGCUGCUUUGAUGCAAGCGUCUCCGUCGCCGAGCCAAGCUCUCCGUUUGGAGCAUCAAGCGCCGUCUCUCCUUCUGCGCGAAGAUAAGGGCCUUGCUGCCCUGCUUCCGCUUCUGUCUCGAGACCUUCUUGUGUCCCUUCGACCGCGGUGGAGCUCCAAGGCGAGUAAGGGGACCCUGUCAGGAGACACCCCACACUGCAUCGAGGCGCGGGCCUCCUCCGAUGCUCUCGCGGCGUAUGCGGCGUGUCUCUUGCGGAGGGACGCGAAGCGCGAGGAGGCGAGGGAAUGCGCCUACGCGCACGAGUUCCCAGAGGCCCCUCGGCGGACUCUUCUUUCGCAUUGCCCUUCGCUGUCUGCCGCAUCGUCCUCCUGCGCUUCGCUUGUCUUGUCUCCUGAAGACGUGGCAGAAGCGGAGCCCCCUGCGGAUCCGCAGGUGGGACCCAUCGCCCUUUCGACCGCGUGUUGGGCUCUAACGCAGUUGCGCCCGGCAAGCGUUCGUCCAACGGGGGGAAUGGGUUUUUUCAAAGACUCCGUCGCAACGCCUUCUCCAAGCGGCGAUGUGAGUCGCGUGGAGCUCGAGGUAGAAGGUCUGGGGCCAAGCGGGAAAGUUGGGCAGGAGCUCGUGUAUGGUGAGGCUGCUCAUUCGUCUUCUUCGCGCCGCCCUCUCGACGCUUCCAGCGCGUUGCUCUCGUGGGAGUCUCCCCUCCCCAUCCCUUCGUCUUUUGCUUCCUCUCCUUGGCUUUCCUCGCCUCCCGCAGUUUCCUCUGUGCCAGGCUCUCCCUCCUGUCUGUUCUCGUCGGUUCCUUCCCGUGCAAGCUCCUCCUCCUCACUCCUCGCCUGGAUUCUUCUGCGCUCGCUCCAGCAGCUUCCCGCCUUCGAGGCCCAGGAUAUCCUCGCCCUCUUUGAAGGCCUCUCUGCCCUGGGCCCCCCUCCCUCGUGCUCUCCGUCUGAGUCUGUCGUGCGCUCGCCUCCCGCUGCUGUGGAGUCGAGUUCCUGGUUCUCUGAGUUGCGCGGCUCGCCCCCCCGGGCGCCCUUGCAGGAAGAACGCAGAGGAGCAGACGCGCGCGGAGGAAACGCGAGAGAAGAGACGAGUCUGCGCUCGCAACUGUCUCUCGGAGCUCUCCCGCGGGAAGCCCUCCAAGGUGCGCUGGCGGCGUCGCUGCUCCACUGCACCGCAGACCGCUUGAGUCUUCUCGGCAAGGAAGCCAGCGAGCAAAAAAGAGGCAAAAAGAUGCAACGGGGAAAAGGCGCCUCUGCGGGUCUGCUCCAGAUCGUGGCCUUCCAAGACAAAGGCACGCAGGCGCUUUCGAAGCAAACGCGAAGAUCAGCCACCGAGCUGGAAGAGGAGGCAGGCAGUCUGCCCGCCCCGGGUGACUCCGCCGGAGGAAAAAUUGCGGUGGCGCUUCGCAGCAAAGCGCUGCGGCCAGAGGACGGCGAGCUGGCUACCACAUGGACGCCGGGGCAAGUCGCUCUUCUACUUUCCUGUUUCUCGCAUUUCGCGGCCUCGCCAGCUGUGCCCUUCAGCCCUCCUGAAUCUCUCUUUGUCCCGUUGAUGCUACACGUUCUUCUUCUUCUCCCGUCGUACAGUCUCCCCGAUCUCCUCCGCGCGCUCUCGAGCCUCACUCGCUACCCACCUUGCUUCCGCGCGGCAUUGGAGGUCGCUGGAGCGCACCUUGGAGACUCCUCGACCCGUUCGCUUGCGGGCGCCUUCUCGGAUGAGGCUCUUUUCGCGUCUUCUUCGCAGGACGGUGCUUUCCCUUCCUCGGGUGCGGAGGGCGACGUUAGCAAGCUCGAGGGGCUCCUGAACGAACUCUGGCGCCACGUGCGCUGGAAGCUGCCGCGCACAGCGCUGCCUGCUUCGCAGCUCGUCGAGCUCAGCGCGGCCUUCCUCUUCCUCGAGAAGCAGCUCGAGCGGGAGAGACGGGCGCUGUGGGGGGGGAGGCGAGACCGAGAGGAGGCGGACGAGGGGGCGGACGCAGGGCGAGACGGCGCCCGAACGAGGCCGGCGCCGCCGCAGCAACAGGGCCUCAGCCCGAGUGCCUGGAGAAAGUUCGCUCGACUCGGCGACGCCAUCCAUGACCGGUUUUCGGUCCUCAGGGUGGGCGCCGGCGAAGCGAGCGACAGGCAUGGGCGCGCAGGCGAAAAGGCGAAGUUCGAGCGAGGCGGCGUUGCGAGGGAGGGCGCCGCGACGACGCGAGCUGGUCAGUCGCGCGCCAUCGAGGAGGAACGGCGCUGCGGCAGGGAACGCAGCGAGGACGACGCGCGUCCGGAGAGACGCGAGGCGAGGGCCUUCCCUAGGCAGGAUGGGCAAGCGGCACGGACGCAAGGCGAAGACGACAUGCGCGGGCUCGAUAAGGCGAAAAGCAAGGAGCGAGAGGAGGUCUGUAGACGCACGGAGAGCGAAGAAGACUCGGUCGAGCUCUGGUGUCGCAUUCUCCACAUAUGGGGUCAAGCAGGGUGCCGAGACAUGCCGUUCCUCUCAUUUGCAGCUUCCAGGCUGAGGCGCGGCCUCCUGCACUCCGAGUUGGAGAGGGAAAACGCUCGAGAGAGGGACGCGCGACGCGCGGAAACGGCGGAGAAGGCGGUUCGAGAUGGAGGCAGAGGCCGCAGCGAAAGUGUUCCACUGGGCACUCGAUUCGAUAUGCUCUCCGACGCAGCCUUCGGCCUCGUGCGGCUCGGAUGCACGACGACGGACGCGCACCCUCAGCUGAAGGCGGUCGCGAACGACAUUUUGGGGGAAAUUUUUGGGCAGAUUUUUUCUGUUUCGAAAGGCACAGGACCACUGGCGCACGCGGAGAGUCUGGCAGCAGAGAACUCGGUCGCCGCGGCAGACAUCUCGCCGUCGGUCGGCCUGCCUUGUUCGCCGGUGUCUUCAUCUGGCGCUCUGGCGGUAUCGCAGGCGAACUCUCCGGCGUCUCCUGCGGGUUCCCCUUUUUUCUCCCCUCUUCGGGAGUCUUCUUCGCCGUCUCCGCUGUCGUUUUCCUCCUCUCCUCUUGCCUCCGUGUCGUUCGAUCGGUUGCUUCGCCUUCUCGCGACGUUCGUUCUGUGGCAGCCGGCGACGCAGCUCGACGGCCGGCGGGUCGCGGCGGCGUACCUGUCUGCGUUUCAUCGUUCUCCCGAGGUUUUCCGCAUCCUCGCCGAGGCGCAGCGCGCGUGGAGCCCGGCGGCAGGCGCGCGGAAGGAGAGGCGCAGAGGCCGGGCGAGAGGCGACCGCAGCAGCGGGAGCGAGCGCCUGAGCUCAGGCGACAGCAGACAGCAGCGCGCGGCGAAUCUACUGAAACUCUUCGCUUCGCGCUGCGUCUUCGAACUGGAUCUUUCUGCAGAGGCGAUUCUCGCCCACGGCAGACGUGCCGUGGGCGAGGGGGGGGGGGGGGGUGAAGUCCUCGACGUGUACGCGCAGCUCCUGAGGGCGCUAGAUCCCUCUCUCUGCGCGGCGAAGAGGCAUCAACAGCCGAGGAGACCGAGCCCAGCGUGGGAAGUCAGCGGCGCGAGCGAGAGGGAGGCGGGCUCGAGCCCUGCGGCAGCCCCAGGCGGAGAAGCAGCGCAGGGCGUCGCCGGCCGCCGCGGCGCUUCCGCUGGCACCAGUCCAGGAGAGACAGCCGAAGGAGACGCGCAAGACGCGACGAGAGAACUCGCGUGUCGGAUGAAGGAGCUUGACGCGCUGCGUCAUCGCCUCCGGCAUCGGGCUGUCUCGGCGGCGCGUGCGCCUGCGGGUCGUGUGCGCGAAGCGGCAGCAGACCUCGCACAGGGUGACGAAGACUCAGAGCCGAGCUCACACGGACUCAGGCAGGCCGCGCAGCAGGAGCUGCGGAGCCCGGAGGCAGAGACGCCUGAGUGGCUCUUCGCCGUCGACUCAGUCUCUGCGGCCGCACGCAGGACAGACUCGGAAGGAGACGAAAGGCGCGGAGAAGCGCACUGCCGAGGCGCGCAGACGCGCUCGCUCAGCGAGAAGGGGAACGCGCAAGGCAAAGCGAGCCCGUUUUUCGAGGCCGGUUGCCGCGAAGAUACAGAAGCCGGCGCGGGCGCAAUUGAGCGCACCGACGCACCGUCUUCUCCCUUCGCAUUCGAUGAGCGAGCCGCUGUGUUCGAUGACAGCGCCAGCGAUGACGAAGAGGCCUUGACUCUGUCCUCGCUUUCGCAGGAGUUCGCGCUGUCGUCUCUCGCGGAGGCACGAAGCGGAGACCUUCUGCGAUGCCUCGGGUCGCGAAAGUCGAUUUAUGGACUUCGCAGGCCUCAGGUGCACUCCAGCAAGGAGUCAUCUCCCUUUGCCUCAGAGUCUCCGCUCCCCGCUUCCGCUGUCUCCACUUUGACGGAGACGGAGAGGGACGUUUUGAAGCAUUUGCGCCUUCUCUCCUCGCAUCUGCAUGCCUCGUCCGAGCGACUCAGACUGCAAACGGCGGUAUACGCGGCGCCGUAUACGGUGCCUGUCAUCGAUGCGACGCACCGAAUCGCGUUUGAGGUGGGAGGGCCGGAUCAUUUUUUCCGGGAUCCAGAAGGCACAGAAGUUGAGAUCACGGCCUGGACAUCUCUGCGGCACCGCGUCCUGCGCGCUCAAGGAUAUCGCGUCGUGGCGAUUCCUCACUUCGAGUGGACUGCGUUGCCAGAUCGCCUCGCGCGGCUCCACUACCUGCGGCGCCAGCUGCUGAGGGCGCUUUUCCCCAAGGAGGCCUCUACCUAUUCUUUCGGCGCCUCCCCUUCAUCCGAGGCGAGAACUGGCCUGCGAGACGCGGAAAGCCUGACAGCCUCGCCUGCGUGGGACUUGUUUGUUCAAGGCGAUGGAGGUCCGGACGGCGGGCGAGCGGCCGCGGCGGGCGCCUCGUUUGCAGCGGAGAGAGACGAGGCAGCCUCGAGAGGAGACGGUCAGGCGGGCGGGACUGGAGCCCGAACCGCGCGAGACAGCAGGAAAGGGACAGAGCUGAAGGGAGCCCUGGAGGACGCGCGAGAAAACCUUUUUGCGAAGAUUGGCGGCAAGCGCGUGGAGAAGAGAGAGGACAGGAGAUACUGA
Molecule: messenger RNA, 8223 nt
Organism: Besnoitia besnoiti
Lineage: Eukaryota; Apicomplexa; Conoidasida; Eucoccidiorida; Sarcocystidae
Product: RAP domain-containing protein
Exons: 8
Coding region: 1-8223 (2740 amino acids)
Source: RefSeq, a predicted model, not a curated record